CGGGACGAGAGCGAUUAGUGUACGAACAAGCCAGUCACGGAUAGUGGGAGGUCGUAGUGCAGUGACAGGCGCAUGGCCAUGGCAAGUUAGCCUCCAAAUGGCAUAUGACAAAACGCAUCUGUGUGGAGCAACGAUCAUCAAUCAGAACUGGCUUUUAUCAGCCGCUCACUGCUUUCCUCAUAGCCGAGGAUUAAAUGUGAAGACACUUUGGAGAGCUGUGAUAGGGCUGCGGGAAAUAGAUAAGCCCGACAGAUGGACGGUUACACGGAAAAUAGAAAAAAUAAUAGCACACGAGAAUUUCCUGAACGGCAGAAACGAUGUUGCGGUGCUUAAAGUGGACGAUCCCAUCGUAUACGGAGACUACAUCAGGCCAGCCUGUUUACCAACGCCUGGAAAAUUCCGGAAUGAGAAGUGGGCCCACUGUCAUGUUACAGGAUGGGGACUUAUGGAAGAAAAUGGCAGACUCUCACGCGUUCUUCAGGAGGCUGCAGUUCAAUUGAUUCCUUUAGAAACUUGUCAACAAAGCGACUGGUAUGACCAUAAUGUAGAUGAUAAAAUGAUCUGUGCUGGUUUUGCGGGUGGAGGUAUCGAUGCCUGUCAGGGUGACAGUGGUGGGCCGUUGUCGUGCAAGCAGAAAGGUGGAGAGGAUUUCUACGUGGUUGGAAUAGUUAGCUGGGGUGAAGGCUGUGCGCAACGUUUUAAACCGGGGGUUUACACCAGCACCAGCGCCUACGGAGAAUGGAUCAUGGAAAGAACCGGGAUGCACACCGCCCAAGUGAUAAGUGCGCCGGAUCAGGGAGAGAGCGUCGCCGUCGUAGAGAGUCAGACAUCGUCCUUCGUGACAGAAGCAGCACCUGUACACCAAUUCGCCACGUCAGAGCCCGUAUCAAUGGUGCACAGAAACUCACCUGGACAAACAGCUCCCCUUUUAAAUCUGCUUAUUGUUUUAUAUCACUUUUGUAUUAGUUGUUAUUCCUGAAGUUAAAGAAAUAUAAUGAAAAUGAUUUUCAGACAGAAACAUAAAACCCUUAGUAUGACUGCUGUUGCAUCCAUCCUUUAUUAAACC
Leucoraja erinaceus (little skate) is the source of this 1066-nucleotide messenger RNA. Its product is annotated as transmembrane protease serine 9-like. NCBI's taxonomy places the organism in Eukaryota, Metazoa, Chordata, Chondrichthyes, Rajiformes, Rajidae. The transcript is spliced from 4 exons. Gene Ontology annotation, biological process: proteolysis; acrosome reaction. Bases 98 to 979 code for a protein of 293 amino acids. Gene Ontology annotation, molecular function: serine-type endopeptidase activity. The record is from RefSeq and is a predicted model, not a curated record.